CCCCCCAGUCGGUGAGACGCAGGAUCGAUCAUCACACCAUCCCUUGGCCACUUUAAAAGGCAUGUCCGAUGCCCUCCAGACUCGUCCACCUGACCGGUCAUUCGUGCUUGUCUCUCGUUCCCUUGCCUCGUCUUUCUUUCUUUUAUUUCCAUCUUUGCCUUCCUUUUGUCCACUAAGAAUACCUCGUCUUUGAAAAUCCUCCCCACCCUCCACAAAGAAUCAAUCACCGUCUUCAUUUCCUUGUCCUUGUUUACUCCGUACUUGGUGCCGACUGCCUGCUCCUUCUGGCCUCCUCCCCUCUUCGGAACCCUAAUCUUAUCGAUCGUAUUCAUUUAAACCCCCUCGAUUCCCCUCCUUCGACUCCCCUAAAGAUUGAUUGAUCAUCGCUAUCCUUACCUUUAUUGUUAUUAUUGUUAUCUAUUAUUCAUAUCCCUCCCGCUUCUCCUGGUCGGCUGAUCUCCGCCAAUUAUUCGCUCUUCUGACCGGCUUCGCUGUCUUCAGGCAUUCGAGCAGCCACUCGAGCAUGUGAAUGCUUGGGUCCGAGUGAAUCAUUCUCCUGUUCAGUCCCUCCUGAUGGCUGCUGCCUCCACAUGCUCCGGCCAUUCUCUUCACGGCGCCUACUGUGACAAUGCUCCACCUCAGGGGGUUCAUAUUAAUAGCAGCCAUAACCGCCCGCUGCGUAUAGUUCCUCCCACUACCCUUGCGUCGUCUCCACCUAGAACAACUACAAAUCUCGGAGAUGUCUCGUCGACCUUUUCUACUGUCGAAGUCGAUCUUGCUUCGCAAUCCAUCUCUGCUUUGAAUAUCAUGGGUGCCAAAGAUACCAUGCUGCACGUUACUGAACUUCCGAUGGAGACCGCCCCGGACCUCGCCGUCAUCGAGCCCUCAUCUCCAACAAUGGAGACGGUGGAGGAAGUGCCGUCCGUCGAACUAGAAGCGCCAGCAACAACUUCCUCGCCUGCGUCUGCCAAACAUCGCACUCCGAAGCGAAAGCGAACUGCCUCGCCUCCUUCGCCUGCCUCGACCACUCCCUCCCAACAUGUCCGUUCCGCCUCGCGCAGCACGCGACGCUCUGCUCCGCCCAGCAGCCGUCCUGGCUCUCUCCAUUCGCACCGCCGCGCGGUGACGACCUCUUCUCUCACCCCGUCCUCGCAUCCUAGUCCCAGCGACCCCGAAACCAGACGCCAGAACCUCCUCGCCCUGCACCGCGAGUCUUGUCGCCUCUUCCAGAACAACGGUCGAGUCAGGGACAGCGAAGGCAGCGCACCGUCGCCAUCCUCCUCCACUGCAACCAUGCCGACACCUCCCCGCACCGUGCGCGCCUACUCAGACCUCAGCACGCCACCUCUCUCUCCAAUCCUUAACUCCAUGACCAGCACUUCUCAGCGCCCACACUUUCCCCCGCCUCUCCGCAUCUGCUCCGCCUUCACCCCGUCCGACUCGGAUCCUAUCUCCCCGAUCCCCAUCCACCCCUCCGCCACCGUCAUCGACUGGACCUCCCCGUCGACUCGCCGCCGCGAGUACAAGAAAAUCGACCGCGCCAGCAGUGGCGUGCGCGGGUUCUGGCGUCGCGUCGCACCGCGCUGGGCCCGGUUCGGCGGCGACGACCGUACCCCGUUCUUCGAGGAGAAAGACGGCAAGGGGAACUACGAUGGUAGUGUGCGUCGCUUCCGGAUGGAUUUACCGGAUGAAGUCCCUCACUCGGAGAGGACGGUCGGAUCUAUGCGCGGAUUGAAGCUGAAGAGGAAACUUGUCGGUGGGAUGGGGCGGUCACGAAGUGAUUCUACUUGAUUGGAGGAUGGACUUGGAUAUCGUAAUUCGGGAGGACACGAUAGAGCAGGCUAUUCGGCGCCGGCGAGAAUAGCCUAGCGACAAAGGAACACCACACGAAAAAGAUGAAGCCUGGGGCUUCCAGACAGUCUUCCCCAGAAAGAAUAUGGAUGACUGCUCUGCUGGAUAGAACAGCUGGCUGAUAGAUGACGGAUGGAUGGGAUGUGUUUGUGUGUUGAGCACACCACCAACCUGCCUGCCUACCUUCCUAGAGAGAGGUAUGCAAAUACAAAACCUCGUGGACGAGACGACAAACAGAGGAAGUGGACAAAGUGAGUGACCGACCGGCUGGGUUUUCGGUUGUUGGAUUGGGUUGGCUCCGUGAUUUCAAAUUAUG
Molecule: messenger RNA, 2167 nt
Organism: Aspergillus melleus
Lineage: Eukaryota; Fungi; Ascomycota; Eurotiomycetes; Eurotiales; Aspergillaceae
Exons: 1
Coding region: 574-1791 (405 amino acids)
Source: RefSeq, a predicted model, not a curated record